Messenger RNA from Medioppia subpectinata, 855 nucleotides. The record is from the annotation of a GenBank genome assembly. NCBI's taxonomy places the organism in Eukaryota, Metazoa, Arthropoda, Arachnida, Sarcoptiformes, Oppiidae.
AUGUAUAUGUUUAACUGUUCUCAGUCUAACACUAUUAUAGCACCAAUGUCGGAUUGUUUUAAAAUAGCCGAUCGAUUCAAAGCGUUUGAACCGAGUUUCUUUAAAGAAAUAGCGGAGAUGGUGGAACGCAAUAAGCCCAUUAACCUGGGUGUUUCUGUGCCAGACUUUGAUGUCUACCCCCAAACAAUAAUUGAAGCGAUGCGUGAUAUUGUACUUGAUGAUAAUACAACCAUGCAUCAAAUGACAAAGAUCACGGGUCACCCACGAUUAGUUAAUGUACUAGCUAAACUGUACUCACAGUUACUAAACAAUAAAGUGACCGGGGACAACAUCCUGAUCACAUGCGGAGCGUUUGAAGCGUUGUAUUGCGCUAUACAUAGCAUAAUUAACCAUGGUGAUGAGGCCAUUAUCAUAGACCCGGCGUACGACGAGUUCGAGGUACUGGUGAAGGGCGCGGGCGGAGUACCGGUGCACACGUGCCUCAAACGCACCGGCGAUGGCACCGAUUGGCAAUUGGACCUAGAUGAUCUCGAGGCAAAAAUCACCGACAGGACCCGCGUUAUCAUUAUUAACACACCGCACAAUCCAACCGGAAAAGUACAGUCACUGCCACUAUUCACGAGAUCAGAGUUGGAAGCGAUCGGACAGUUGUGUCUCAAACACAACUUGAUUGCCGUAUCGGACGAAGUGUUUGAAUGGCUUACCUAUGAUGGCCGCACUCAUCAUCGGAUAGCAUCGCUGCCCGGAAUGUACGACCGGUGCGUAACCAUCGGCAGUCUGGGCAAAGCGUGUCACGUGACAGGUUGGCGGUGCGGUUGGGCCAUAGCUGGCAACCCAGUGGUGCGUAUGGGACUG